AUGAAGUUGAUGUGCAAAACACCACUACAUGUUGUCACUUACCCUGUCGGGCUCAAUCCUCGGGUUGGUGAUGUGAUGAGACACUUAGAAAUUGAUGCUAAUGAUGUUCGAAUGAUUGGGAUCCAUGGAAUGGGUGGCAUUGGUAAGGCAACUCUUGCCAAGGAAGUGUUCAACAAAAUACGUUCCCAAUUCCAUGCCAGCUGUUUCCUCUUAGAUGUUAGAGAGUCUUCAAAAAUAAAUGGAGUUGUUGACUUACAGAGACAACUUCUUAAGGAACUUUUUGAUGAAGAAGAUCCAAGUAUAUAUAAUGCUGAUCAAGGCAUCAAUGUUAUUAAGAAUAAGAUUGGGUCGAAGAAAGUUCUUGUUGUAUUUGAUGACAUUGAUGAUGACAAACAACUUGAAAAAUUGGCUGGUAACCGUGAUUGGUAUUGUCAAGGAAGUAGAAUUAUCAUCACUACCAGGGAUGAGCAUGUGUUGAAUGUGCAUAAUAGGGUAGACAGUAAUCAUAUCUACAAGCUCGAGGUAUUGGAUCGCGUACAUUCUCUUGAACUCUUUAGUUGGUGCGCAUUCCAGAGUAAUCAACCGAUACCAAAAUUUGUGCAACUCUCUAAGGAUGUAAUAUCCACUGCUUGUGGGCUUCCCCUGGCUCUUGAAGUUUUGGGAUGUUACUUAUGUGACAAAUUAAACAUUGAAGAGUGGGAAGAUGCAAUAAUGAAGUUGAAAACAAUUCCUGCAGAUGAUGUUAUGCGAAAGCUUAAAAUAAGUUAUGAUGAUUUGAGUGAAGAAGAGAAGCAUAUGUUUCUUGAUAUUGCAUGCUUCUUUAUUGGAGAAAAAAGAGAUUAUACAAUUAAUAUAUGGAAAUGUUGUGGUUUCCCUGCUUCAAUUUCUAUAAAAAAGCUCUUGCAAAGGUCACUAAUAAAGAUUGAAGAUGGGGAUGAGUUGCAGAUGCACGACCAACUUCGUGAUAUGGGAAGACGAAUUGUUGAAUUAGAAAACCUAGAUGAUCAUGGAAAGCGUAGUAGGUUAUGGUUUAGAGGAGAUGUCAUUACUGUGUUGAAGAAUCACAAGGGAACUCGUAAGGUUCGAGGCCUAAUGAUCAGCGGGAUUGAAGACGAGAAGAUUUGGGAAACUGAAGCAUUUAAAGCAAUGAACAAUUUGAAGCUACUCAGCAUCAGACACGCUUGUCUUAAUGGAAGCUUGAAAGAUCUUUCAUCAGAGUUAGUGUGGCUAGAAAUAACGGAACAUCCGUGGCAGUAUCUCCCAGAAAAUUGUAGCUGUGAAAAGCUAGCUGUCCUCGACUUGACAAACAGUAACACUGUGUCGAAGAACAACAUCAAGCAGCCCUUCCCGAAGUUGAAGGUCCUUGAUCUUACCAGGUGCCUUAACUUAGAAAGAAUUCCCGACUGUUCUCAAUACAUGAACUUGAAGCAGUUGAUUCUUGAAGGUUGUAAAAGCUUGGUUGAGAUUCCCGACUCUAUAGGGCUUUUAAGGGAUUUAGUUUAUCUGAAUCUUGAGGGAUGUUCCAACCUCAAGAAACUGCCAGAAAACUUUGGACAGCUUACAAGUUUAAGGACUCUCAAUUUAAACAACAACUCCAAUCUGACAAGGCUUCCAUCUACUUUCUCCGGUCUUUGUUCCUUGAAGGAAUUGUUCGCAAAUGCUUGUAAUCUGCAAGGGGUGAUUGCUGAUGACUUUGAAAAGUUGCCCAAAUUGAAGAAGUUGAAUCUCUCCCGCAACAAGAAUAUCCAAGGCCUUCCUAGGAGCAUGAGGGGCCUUUCUCAAUUAGAAGAGAUGCGUAUAAGUUUUUGUGAGCAGCUCGUAACCAUACCCGAGCUCCCCAAUAGUUUGAAAUGUCUAUAUGCUAACCUCUGCUAUGAGGUGCAAACCAUGCCGGAGUUAUCUCAUCUUUCUCAACUAAAAACACUGUAUUUAGCUUUCUGUAAGCAGCUGAUAGCUAUUCCUGAGCUCCCCACCAGUUUAAAUUAUUUGGAUGUUUCUCACUGUGUUAAUCUGUUAGCUAUUGGGAAUCUUUCCACCACUUUGGAAUCUUUGAAGGCUUCCCACUGCAUAUCUUUGCAAAUUAUACCCGACCUCUCUCAGCUUUCUCAACUUGAAGAAUUGGAUCUCACAGACUGUAAGGGAUUGAUUGAGAUACAGGGCCUCAGUGGGUUGAAAUCUUUGAAAACUUUGCACUUGCAUGGGUGCGGCCCUCAUGCUUUGAGGGGUCUAACGCUAGCAGAGGAAAUAUUUGCUGGGUUAGAAUGCUUAACAGUUCCCGGAAGCAAGGUUCCAAAUUGGUUCCAGGUUAAGUGGAUAACGCAGGACAGCAGUGUGUCGUACAGAGUGUCGGGGGUUCCAGAUGAAGGCAAAUAUAUCAGAGGACUGAUGCUGUGCUUUGCUACUCAUUCUGGUUGCACCUACGACGUCUAUCCCGUGGAAUUAUUGAUGAAGAGCGAAAAUGGAGUAAAUUGUAUUUACAUCAUUACUAAUUCUUCCAGAGACCCACCAACAUCAAAUUUAUUUUUACCAUUUACGACCUGGCCAGACUGACAAUCUCCCCAGGCGGUUGAAAAAUGGGGAUGAAAUUUUACUCGUAGAACAUGAAGGAUUAAGUAGAUUGGUUGUGAGAUCUCCCUGCAAUUUUUUGAAGGAGGUAGGAUUCCAUCCUGUUUGGGAAUCAGAAGAUCGCGAGGAUUCCAUCCCAGAAAAACUCGCAGAAUUCUUCAAUUCAUUGUUUCUUCAAUGACAAUUUGCAGCUACAUAAUUUCGAAAGGCACGAAUAAUUUUUGGUUUAGAUUGCCAAACUAUGUUCUCUUCUAAUAUAACAGAUGGAUUCACAAAUGGCUUCAGUAUCCGCUGCCUUUUUAUUCAGUGAAAUACAUGCUUUUGUUUUGCCUCUUUCCAUUCUUUUGAUUCCCAAAUGCAUCCCCUAAAUAAAAUGGUGCUAAAAAAAUUAUCUUGAAUCUCGACCAGCCCUGAUUUAUAUUUGAACUGAAAAAAUCAAGGUCUCUCUCUCCAUGUGUCUGCCUGGGGACAUGUCAGCCAUUAUAGUUCUUUUAUGGCUUGAUAUGGUUGAAGAGUUCUAUAGAUAUCUGAUUUUUUUUUAAACAUGUUUUCUUAUGUUUUUUGUGUAUGGCAUAAAUUUGCCAUGGGCUGUCAUUUUUCAUGAUGCUUUUGGUUAUUUCCUUGUUUAGAUGGUGUGAUUGAGAAAUUCAAGAGCACAAUUUUGGUGAAAGUAAAUAUUUGAGGGAUUAGCUUCUUCCAUUUACGUGUCUUUUCUAUUAGAUCAGAAAAUCAACUUCUUACCUUGUGACAGAAUAAAUGUCUCACCAACUAUAAAAACCUUUCAUAGCCUUCUGAUAAAACCGGUAUUCCUCUCAAAAACCUCCUCAUUCUAACCAUGUUCUAAAUGCUUCUAUGAAAUGUGGUCCUCUUUUUCACGCCAAACACUUGUUUGUUGAAAUUCGUGAACCAAAUCUAGUAUCAGUUUUCCCAUCAUUUAUGCUUAUUCAUGCUUAUUCUCACUCUAACCAGCCCAAAACUACUUAAUUCUACUAAUCCAGCUGUAAACUUGUGGCUUAUCACCAUAUGAAUUUGGCUUCUCAAGCCAUUUGAUGGCUUUUCAAAUUCAAAGCUGCAAAUCAAAGCAUGUAAACUCACGCACAGCUGAUGAUCCCGGCUUCUAGUUCAGACCCAUUUGUCCAAGCAACUGCAAUUUUUUUUUAUGCUGUUAAAUUAUUCUUGAUGAAAAAUCAGUCAUCCAGGAACACUCGAUGAAAAAUCCAAAGUAGACUUAACUCCAUGUCAUCUUCGGCAGCAUGUCUUCCUUUUUAAAAUUAUGUGAAUUGUAGCAAAAUAACGGUAAGCUUUUGAAUUUUUUUCUCUCUGAUCCAGAACCCUAAAACUCUCUCCUUUUCUAUCAAACUAUUUAUCUAGCUAUCUCUUGGCCUCCAUAACAACCGAGUGAAGUGCUACAGUUGUGGAAGCCUUCCACAAAAUAGAUACACUGCUAAUGUUGCUCUAUUACGACUUGAUCCAUGAUGAUAUCCUUGGCAGGGACACCCCUAAACUCAGUUGGAGGAAGGGCCCAUUAGAUGAUGAUAUCUCUAAUGUCUUCACUCGGAUCAAAUUGUUUGUCUUACAACCCUGGAAGAUCCUUUCAUUCCGCUGUUUCAACUUGCACCGUGGAAUCCUUGGAGGCAAAGCUGCCAUGGUAGACACUGUUUCCAGCAAAGUAGCAGAGUUGCAGCAAUGACGCUCAACAGUUGAUCAUCCUCUGGUUUAAGUUGCAGCAAUGGCGCUCAACAGUUUGAUCAUCCUCUUGUCAUUGGAAGUGAACUUCUUUGUUUUUCAAGCUGGAAUUAAUUUUUAACAUCUUUAUCUCCACAAUUGUCUUUUCAUUAUUUAAUUAGAAUAAUUUUAUAUUACUUUUUUAUAUUACAUCAUCGGGCUCAGCCAAUUCGCCUAUUCACUUUCUCUAAUAAAAUAUAAGGAAAUUAUCGCUAAUAUACUUAUAUUUUAAGGAAAUUGAUAAAAAAAACUC
This is a messenger RNA of Amborella trichopoda, 4543 nucleotides long. Lineage: Eukaryota; Viridiplantae; Streptophyta; Magnoliopsida; Amborellales; Amborellaceae. The record is from RefSeq and is a predicted model, not a curated record.